UGAUAGUAUUUCUUUGUACAUUUGUUCAACAAACCCUAACUUUCACUAAAUUCCAUAUCCCUUUUGUUUUUUUUUUCCUCAAAUUUAUUCAUUUUCUAAUUUUUGCUGUAUUUCAAUCAAAAAGUUGUUGAAGAAUUCAAAUUAGUGUAUUGGGGUUUCUUGAAUUUAAGUGAAAGUAGAGAUGAUGUUUAGUUUGGUAGUAAAGAAUACCAGUAGUUGCUAAGGUAAAAGAAAAAAAAAAGAAUUUAAGAGUAUUGGGGUUUGUUGAAUUUUAAGUGAAAGUAGAUAUGAUGUUUAGUUUGGGAGUAAGGAAUACUAGUAGUUGCUGAAAAAAGAAAAAAGAAAAAAGGAUUUAAGAGUAUAUUAUUAUACAUUUAAAAAGAGAGGAAAUGGUGGAUGAGAGUGCUGGAUUAAGUGCUAAUAACAAAGGAACUGGAAAUGAAGAUGAGGGUAACACGUCGCCUAUUCCUAAGACGGUGCAAGUAGGAAUGUCGCCAGUUUAUCAGGUUGGAAGGAAGUUAGGUAAAGGUGGUUUUGGUCAGGUCUUUUUGGGUCGUCGUGUUUCUGAUGGAGAUGAACCUUCAAAUGGUCAAGGGGCUGUUGAGGUUGCACUGAAAUUUGAGCAUAGAAAUAGCAAAGGCUGUAGCUGUGGACCUCCAAAUGAGUGGCAAGUUUACAAUACUGUUGGAGGCAGCCAUGGAGUGCCUAGAGUGCAUUAUAAAGGGAGGGUAGGAGACUAUUAUGUAAUGGUUAUGGACAUCCUAGGACCUAGCUUAUGGGAUGUAUGGAAUUCCUCUGGGCAGGCGAUGUCUGCAGAAAUGGUAGCAUGUAUUGCAGUUGAAUCUCUGACAAUUUUAAACAUAAUGCAUGCGCACGGUUAUGUGCAUGGAGAUGUAAAGCCAGAGAACUUUUUGCUUGGUCAGCCAUCAACACUGCAGGAGAAGAGGUUGUUUCUAGUCGACUUGGGACUAGCAACAAAGUGGAGAGAAAUUGUGAAAGGUCCGCAUGUGGUAUAUGAUCAGCGACCUGACAUGUUUAGAGGGACUGUUCGAUAUGCAAGUGCUCAUGCGCACAUGGGAAGGACUGCCAGUAGAAGAGAUGAUCUGGAGUCACUUGCAUAUACACUCAUUUUUCUUCACCGAGGAAGGUUGCCAUGGCAAGGAUUUCAGGGAGAUAACAAAUCAUUCUUGGUCUGCAAAAAGAAGAUGUCAACGUCCCCAGAAAUGCUUUGCUGCUUCUGUCCACCACCUCUGAGAGAAUUUCUCGAUACAGUAAUAAACUUGAAAUUUGAUGAAGAACCUAAUUAUUCAAAGUUAACCUCUUUAUUUGGGAGCUUGCUUGGACCUGAUCCUGCAAUAAGGCCAAUUAACACUAAUGGUGCCCAAAAGAUGUUUCAAGUUGGCCAAAAGCGGGGGAGAUUAAAUCAAGAGGAGGAUGAAGAGCAGCCUAGAAAGAAGGUUCGCAUGGGAGUUCCUGCAACACAGUGGAUUUCAAUUUACAACGCCAAAAAGCCCAUGAAACAGAGGUACCAUUAUAAUGUAACAGAUGCAAGGUUGGCAGAGCAUGUGGAGAAAGGGACCGAUGAUGGACUAUAUAUAAGUUGUGUGGCAUCUUGUUCUGGCUUGUGGGCUAUUAUCAUGGAUGCUGGAACUAAUUUCACAAGCCAAGUUUAUGAGCUAUCACCAUUGUUCUUGCACAAGGAGUGGAUUAUGGAACAGUGGGAGAAGAACUAUUAUAUUAGUUCUCUUGCUGGUGUCACCAAUGGAAGCUCUCUUGUUGUAAUGUCAAAAGGCACACAGUUCAGUCAGCAGUCUUAUAAAGUAAGUGAGUCAUUCCCGUUCAAGUGGAUAAGCAAGAAGUGGAAAGAAGGGUUCCAUGUAACCUCCAUGGCAACUGCUGGAAGUAGGUGGGCGGUUGUUAUGUCUCGCAAUUCAGGUGUCAGUAACCAGGUAGUGGAACUUGAUUUUCUUUAUCCAAGUGAAGGCAUUCAUAAACGAUGGGACAAAGGUUAUCGUAUUACAGCAACAGCUGCUACAUUAGAUCAAACUGCAGUUAUCCUGAGUGUGCCUCGACGAAAGCCUGGCGAUGAGACUCAGGAAACAUUGAGAACAUCUCAGUUUCCAAGCACACAUGUCAAGGAAAAGUGGGCAAAAAAUCUUUAUCUUUCCUGUCUGUGCUAUGGACGAACUGUAUCAUGAGAAGAUGCAAAAUCUGACAUUGGAUGUUUUUCGUUCACCCCUUUUUUAGCUGUUCUUUUCCUUUUUCUCUCAUUGUCAAUUGUAAAAAGUGGUUGAUUCAAUUAUUAUGCAUUGGAAAUUUUGAUUAUGGUGGCACUUGCGUCGUUUAACUUGUUUGAAUAGCGCUAGCCUUUUGGUAAACUUUCUUAUAUCUUAUGUAUAUACCAUUAACAGCACAAAAUUCCAAAUUUGUGAAUCCGUCAUAUCCAUUCUGUUCAGUGCAAUUCAUUUCA
Messenger RNA from Lycium barbarum (goji berry), 2470 nucleotides. Its product is annotated as casein kinase 1-like protein HD16. The transcript has 16 exons. Gene Ontology annotation, biological process: signal transduction; endocytosis; peptidyl-serine phosphorylation. NCBI's taxonomy places the organism in Eukaryota, Viridiplantae, Streptophyta, Magnoliopsida, Solanales, Solanaceae. The record is from RefSeq and is a predicted model, not a curated record. Gene Ontology annotation, molecular function: protein serine/threonine kinase activity; ATP binding. Bases 390 to 2198 code for a protein of 602 amino acids. Gene Ontology annotation, cellular component: nucleus; cytoplasm.